AUGAGUAACCCCUUUGACAUAGAUCCAGAGCAAGUGAAACUCCCGCACAAGGCAAACACUCCAUCACUAAAGUUUUGCUCAAAAUCUAUCGAAGAAACAGCAUCGGAACUAGCUACUGAUGUAAAGCUAGGGUUGGUUAACAACCAAGAUGUGUUGAAUCGUAGGUCGAUAUACGGGGCAAACGAAUUGAAUAGUGAUGAUGAUGACAGUUUAGUAUGGAAGUUUAUUUCGUCGUUUUAUCAAGAUCCAUUGAUUUUGUUGUUGAUUGGAUCGGCGAUCAUUAGUUUUUGGAUGGGCAAUAGAGAUGACGCCAUAAGUAUAACAUUGGCCAUCACGAUUGUUGUUACUGUAGGUUUUGUCCAGGAAUACAGAUCGGAAAAGUCAUUGGAGGCGUUGAACAAAUUGGUCCCAGCAGAGGCAAAACUCACAAGAAACGGUAAUACGUCACACGUGCUAGCAUCAACCGUCGUUCCAGGAGACUUGGUUCAUUUCUCUCAAGGUGAUAGAAUACCAGCCGAUGUAAGAUUAACAGAGGCUGUUUAUUUGAGUAUUGAUGAGAGUAACUUGACGGGAGAAAAUAGGCCAGUGAAAAAGACCACCGAUGAGGUAACCAUGAGGGACCCACCCGUGAAUGAAAGAACAGAUAUUGCAUUUAUGGGCACAUUAGUGAGAGAUGGACACGGAAGUGGUAUUGUCGUUGGUGUCGGAGCCCAAACCGUAUUCGGUACCGUGUUUGAGAUGAUGAGCGAAAUUGAAAAACCAAAGACUCCAUUGCAACAAGCAAUGGACAAGUUGGGAAAAGACUUGAGUAUUUUCAGCUUCAUUGUAAUUGGUGUUAUUUGCCUCAUUGGAAUCUUUCAAGGUAGAUCGUGGCUCGACAUGUUUCAAAUCUCCGUAUCUUUGGCUGUAGCAGCAAUUCCUGAAGGUCUACCUAUUAUAGUCACAGUCACCUUGGCAUUAGGAGUGUUGAGAAUGGCAAAGCAAAAGGCUAUAGUAAAGAGAUUGCCUAGUGUUGAAACGUUGGGCUCGGUUAAUGUGAUUUGCUCAGACAAGACAGGUACAUUGACCCAAAAUCAUAUGACCGUGACUAAAAUAUGGACAGCUGAUUUCAAAGGUAGCUUUAAUACGCCAUUCCUUGUUGUUGAGAGACUCGAUGACAACGCCUUACACCAUCAAUUGACCGAUAACAUGAGAAAAGUGUUGGAGUGUGGGAAUAUAUGUAACAAUGCGCGAUAUUCCACUGAAAAUGAGAAAUAUGUUGGAAAUGCUAGUGAUAUAGCUUUGGUUGAAUGUUUGCCCCAUUUUGGUCUUGAGGAUAUCCGUGGACAAUGGGAGAGGGUGUAUGAGUUGCCCUUUUCGUCUGCUAAAAAAUACAUGGCUGUGUGUGUGCAUAAAGGAGAUAUGGAUAAACCGGAGACAUUGGCAAAGGGAGCAACGGAAAAGAUCUUGGCUCAUUGUACGAAAUACUAUGACGAGAAUGGUGAAGCCAAGCCAAUCUCGGGUGCGAUAAAAGAGCUCAUUCACGAAAAAUCAAAACUGUUGGCGCAUGAUGGGUUGAGAGUGUUGGCUUUUGCUCAAAAUAACAAAAAGUAUAUUAAUGAAAAGGAUGAACAUAGAGAGCCAGAGGAGUUGGUAUUUUGUGGAUUGAUUGGUAUGAAAGAUCCACCAAGGCCUAAUGUGGGCAAAUCGAUUUCAAUGUUGAUGAAGGGAGGUGUUCACGUCAUUAUGAUUACUGGUGAUUCCCCAUCCACUGCGGUCAACAUUGCCAAACAAAUUGGCAUGCCUAUAACCGGUGACCGUUCAGUAAUGAUUGGUGACCAAAUUGACCAGCUCAAGGAAGGCACGCUAUCUGAAGCUAUUCACGAUGUGUCUGUUUUUGCAAGGACUACUCCCGAACACAAGGUCAAAAUCGUUAAGGCGUUGCAGCGAAGAGGCGAUAUUGUUGCCAUGACAGGAGAUGGUGUUAAUGAUGCCCCUGCUUUGAAGUUGGCUGAUAUAGGUAUUGCUAUGGGAAAAAAUGGAACUGAUGUUGCUAAAGAGGCGGCAGAUAUGGUAUUGACUGAUGAUGACUUCAGCACAAUAUUGAGUGCCAUCGAAGAAGGUAAAGGAAUAUUCAACAAUAUUCAAAAUUUCAUCACCUUCCAAUUGAGUACCAGUAUUGCUGCAUUGACGUUGAUUGCAUUGAGUACUUUUUUCGGAUUACCCAACCCAUUAAAUGCCAUGCAGAUUUUGUGGAUCAAUAUAUUGAUGGAUGGUCCCCCAGCGCAAUCGUUGGGAGUUGAACCAGUUGACCAUGAGGUUAUGAAUAAGCCACCCAGGAAGCGGAAUGAUAAGAUCCUUACGACACAUUUAAUCAAGCGUGUUUUGCAGUCGGCGUCAAUCAUCAUUAUUGGCACCUUGUACAUCUUUGUCAAGGAAAUGAAGGACGAACAGAUUACUGCCAGGGACACAACAAUGACAUUCACCUGUUUUGUUUUGUUUGAUAUGUUUAACGCAUUGUCGUGUCGUCAUUAUUCCAAAUCGGUGUUUGAUAUGGGUUUACAUAAUCAAAUGUUUAAUUUUGCCGUGAUUGGGUCCCUCAUUGGCCAGCUUUGUGCUGUGUAUGUGCCAUUUUUCCAGGGCAUAUUCCAAACUGAAGCAUUGACUUUGGGUGAUAUAUUGCAUUUGUUGAUGUUGACAAGCACGGUGUUUAUAGCUGAUGAAGUAAGGAAAUUUUUCGUUAGACGGAGGACAGUAACUACUAAUAAUUACAAUUACGGUGUAUAA
This is a messenger RNA of Lodderomyces margitis, 2766 nucleotides long. It is a transcript of the gene PMR1, whose product is annotated as Ca(2+)/Mn(2+)-transporting P-type ATPase. Bases 1 to 2766 code for a protein of 921 amino acids. Gene Ontology annotation, biological process: calcium ion transmembrane transport; manganese ion transport; intracellular calcium ion homeostasis. The transcript has a single exon. Gene Ontology annotation, cellular component: Golgi membrane; endoplasmic reticulum; plasma membrane. Lineage: Eukaryota; Fungi; Ascomycota; Pichiomycetes; Serinales; Debaryomycetaceae. Gene Ontology annotation, molecular function: ATP binding; ATP hydrolysis activity; P-type calcium transporter activity. The record is from RefSeq and is a predicted model, not a curated record.